UCAGGCCGCGGUUUCCUUUGUGGACGUGGCGAGGGGCUCCCACGGCCCUCCCUGCGCUCACUGGCCCCGCCUCCUGGGGGGCGCUCGUGGUAGCUCAUUGGUUGGGAGGCGGGGCUCUGCGCUGCCAGAGGCGGGGCCUGACUGGAGAGCGGCUGAAUUGGGCAUAUUUGCGGGAACGCAAAGCGAAGCGUGGAGAGCGGAGCGAAGCUGGAUAACGGGGGACCAAUGAUGUGGCGACCAUCGCUUCUGCUGUUUCUGUUGCUACUGAGGCACGGUGCUCAGGGGAAGCCGUCACCGGACGCAGGCCCUCAUGGCCAGGGGAGGGUGCACCAGGCGGCCCCGCUGAGCGACGCCCCCCAUGAUGACGCCCACGGGAACUUCCAGUACGACCAUGAGGCUUUCCUGGGACGGGAAGUGGCCAAGGAAUUCGACCAACUCACCCCGGAGGAAAGCCAGGCCCGUCUGGGGAGGAUCGUGGACCGCAUGGACCGCGCGGGGGACGGCGAUGGCUGGGUGUCGCUGGCCGAGCUUCGCUCGUGGAUCGCGCACACGCAGCAGCGGCACAUACGGGACUCGGUGAGCGCGGCCUGGGACACGUACGACACGGACCGCGACGGGCGUGUGGGUUGGGAGGAGCUGCGCAACGCCACCUAUGGCCACUACGCGCCCGGUGAAGAAUUUCACGAUGUGGAGGACGCAGAGACCUACAAGAAGAUGCUGGCUCGGGACGAGCGGCGUUUCCGGGUGGCGGAUCAGGAUGGGGACUCGAUGGCCACUCGGGAGGAGCUGACGGCCUUCCUGCACCCCGAGGAGUUCCCUCACAUGCGGGACAUUGUGAUUGCUGAAACCCUGGAAGACCUGGACAGAAACAAAGAUGGCUAUGUCCAGGUGGAGGAGUACAUCGGUGAGUGCGCCCCCAUUUCCUCCUGGGACGCCUCCCCUCUCUCAGGCAAGGACAGGGUUGGUGGGGGCGGCCAGAUGUACGUCACCCAUCAGAGAGCAGUGGCUCUCAGACAUGGGGGCAGGGGCACUGCUCGAAUUCAUGCAGCCAUCCAACAUUUAUUGAGCACCUGCUCUGUGCCAGGCCCAGGAAACACUUAUAAAGAUGGGCGGCUGAGCAAAGCGGAGAUCCUGGGGAACUGGAACAUGUUUGUGGGCAGCCAGGCCACCAACUACGGCGAGGACCUGACCCGGCACCACGACGAGCUGUGAGCCCCAUGCGCCCGCUAUAGCCUUGUGGGGAGCGUGGUGACCUGAGCAGGGGCCGCUGUGGUCCAGCCCCUCCCUGUCCAGGCCCCGCAGGAGGCAGACGCAGUCUCUCACGGACCCCCUGGGUGGCCGCCUGUCCCUGUGACACCCCCAACCCCAAGAGGGGCCCUCACCAUCCCAGAGGAUAAGUGACACCUAUUUCUGACUGGCCCCGUCUCCCAGCCCAGACCCAGGAACCCUGGCCCCAAGCUCAGCCCCCCCAACCCCUCCGGCUCCCAAUCUGAGCCUCCACCACACAGGCUGAGAAACUCCCCCGGCCCCGCCCUCUCCUGCCUGGCCCUGGGGCACCUCCUCUGCCAGGAGCCAAUAAAAGGCAGCGGCGGGACCUUU
Cebus imitator (Panamanian white-faced capuchin) is the source of this 1599-nucleotide messenger RNA. It is a transcript of the gene RCN3, whose product is annotated as reticulocalbin 3. The transcript has 7 exons. The record is from RefSeq and is a predicted model, not a curated record. The coding region runs from base 226 to 1212 and encodes 328 amino acids. Gene Ontology annotation, cellular component: endoplasmic reticulum. NCBI's taxonomy places the organism in Eukaryota, Metazoa, Chordata, Mammalia, Primates, Cebidae. Gene Ontology annotation, molecular function: calcium ion binding.